Messenger RNA from Rotaria sp. Silwood2, 438 nucleotides. NCBI's taxonomy places the organism in Eukaryota, Metazoa, Rotifera, Eurotatoria, Philodinida, Philodinidae. The record is from the annotation of a GenBank genome assembly.
AUGGAUGAUCUGAGUAUAAGAAUUCUCUUUGGACGAUUGAUGUGUGAUAUGGGUCAAUGGGAUCAGUCACAACACUUCUUUCAACAUUUGUUGAAUAGCUACAACGAAGAUCUUGCGAUGGUUGAAUAUAGUCUUGGUGAAGUUCUUCAAUGGAAAGGUGAAUGGAGUGAAGCAAGAAAAUAUUAUGAUCAUGCUUAUGACGGAAUAAUACACGUAAAACCAACACGAUUCAAGGAUUUAGCUAAUAUACUCUUCAAUAUUGGUGAAAUUCUCUAUCAAGAAGGAAAGUAUGAAGAAGCUUGUGAUUAUUAUGAACAAGCAUUGGCACUGCGAAAGAAAUCUAUUCUCCUACCAAGAAUGAUAGGUCUUGCCCACCGAAUCAGCAACGCAAUAGUAUGGCAAGUUAUGCUCGCCCGUCGUUCGGUCCGGUUUCAUUGA